Bipolaris victoriae FI3 is the source of this 1104-nucleotide messenger RNA. RefSeq lists its product as hypothetical. The transcript is spliced from 2 exons. Gene Ontology annotation, biological process: ribosomal large subunit biogenesis. Bases 1 to 1104 code for a protein of 367 amino acids. NCBI's taxonomy places the organism in Eukaryota, Fungi, Ascomycota, Dothideomycetes, Pleosporales, Pleosporaceae. Gene Ontology annotation, cellular component: preribosome, large subunit precursor. The record is from RefSeq and is a predicted model, not a curated record.
AUGGUCCAUGACACUGGAGCCACUGGAGCCACCGGAGGAGCUGAAGCAAAUGGAUCGCGGACAGCGUUUCCGUGUAAUACUUGUUCACUUUCUUUCCAGAGUAGUACAUUGCAGAGAAGUCAUAUGAGGGGGACAUGGCAUAUCCACAACCUGCAACGCAAAAUAUCAGGCCAACCAGCGCUAUCCGAAUCCGAAUUCGCAGAUUUUGAAAACGACAACAAUGGCACUAGCAAAAGGAAAAAGAUCCGACAAACCGACUCCAGUCCCGAACCAAGCCAUCAAGAUUCAAGACCAGGAUCAUCCAGCUCAUCCUCAACCCACACCUCCUCCUCUCCAGAUCCCCAGAAUUCCACACCAAAGCCAGACCUAUCAACCUGCCUCUUCUGCUCCCACACAUCACCCACCCUCUCUGAAAACCUAUCCCACAUGUCCAGCACACACUCCUUCUUCCUCCCCUCCCCCUCUUCCUCAUCCACCAGCACCGCCGCAAUCGAACCCCUCCUCUCCUACCUCUCCCUCCUCAUACACACCUACCACGAAUGCAUCUACUGCGCACGUGAAAAGGGUAGUGUGAAGAGUGUGCAGAGCCAUAUGCGGGAUAGGGGUCAUUGCAAAGUUGAGGGGGGAUUGUGGGGUGAGUUUUUCGCGUCGUCGUCGUCUUCCACCGAAGAAAGUGAGGAGGCAGAAGAAGAAGAUGUGCAGACAUCAAGGCGAUUAGAAGAUGUGGGCAAGACGCGCAAGAAGAAAAAGAAGAGUGGGAAGCGUGUAGCGCGUCAGCGAUCAUUGCAACAGCGAGAGGAAGAAGACGGUACAACGCCUCCGUCAAGUGUAGAGCAAGCGUUACUGGCGGUUUCGUCUUCACGGUCUGAGAUAUCUUCAGGUCCGCUUCUGCCGCCUACACCUGCACCGCCGAUAACGGGUCGCAAUACCGAACUUAGUUUAGCCGGGUUAUCGACUGCGCAACUUGUUAGUCUGGCGAGUUUGGACAAGAAGAUGCGGCGGCAGCAAGUUGUUGCGCAAAAGAAAGUGAGUCAGCGGGCGUUGGGGCAGCCGGUCAAGGCGAUAUAUUACAAGACUGAGAAUCCGGUGUAUCAGGCUGGGUAA